AAUGAGGAGGACCAUGAGGACCUGAGUGAUGCCCUACACCAGGUCAAGGAGGUCAUCACUGCAGUGGACAGCAAGGUAAUAUAAUGAUAAUAAUAAUAAUGAUAAUAAUAAUAAUAAUAAUAAUAAUAAUAAUAAUAAUAAUAAUAAUAAUAGUAAUAGUAAUAAUAAUAAUAAUUGAAUAAUAAUUGUCUUGUUUCUAGGUGAACUGACCUAUGAUAAUAAUUGUCUUGUUUAUAGGUGAACUGACCUAUGAUAAUAAUUUUCUUGUUUCUAGGUGAACUGACCUAUGAUAAUAAUUGUCUUGUUUCUAGGUGAACUGACCUAUGAUAAUAAUUAUCUUGUUUCUAGGUGAACUGACCUAUGAUAAUAAUUGUCUUGUUUCUAGGUGAACUGACCUAUGAUAAUAAUUGUCUUGUUUCUAGGUGAACUGACCUAUGAUAAUAAUUGUCUUGUUUCUAGGUGAACUGACCUAUGAUAAUAAUUGUCUUGUUUCUAGGUGAACUGCCCUGUGAUAAUAAUUGUCUUGUUUCUAGGUGAACUGACCUAUGAUAAUAAUUGUCUUGUUUCUAGGUGAACUGACCUAUUAUAAUAAUUGUCUUGUUUCUAGGUGAACUGACCUAUGAUAAUAAUUGUCUUGUUUCUAGGUGAAUUGACCUAUGAUAUUAAUUGUCUUGUUUCUAGGUGAACUGACCUAUGAUAAUAAUUUUCUUGUUUCUAGGUGAACUGAGCUAUGAUAAUAACUGUCUUGUUUCUAGGUGAACGAGCAGGAGAAGAAGAGGAGGCUGAAGGACAUCUACAGCCGGACAGACAGCAAGUCCAUCAUGAGGAUGAAGAGUGGUCAGAUGUUCGCUAGAGAGGACCUUCUCAGAGGGAGGAGCCUGCUGUAUGAUGGUCCUCUGCAGCUGAAGAACAUACAGGGGAGACUGAAGGGUGAGGAGGAUCCAACCAUUCUCUUUCUUUCUCUAUAUUCAGACUCUCCUAUGUUCUCUGUUGUGAGGAACACAAACACAAACACCAAUCUCUUUUCUCAAUUUUUUGACUCUCGCAAGCCAGUAUCCAUUUGUUUAAAUGGUCUCUCAAGCUCUCUCUUUCCUGUCGCGGAAGCCAUUGCAAUAAGGAAUUUGCAUAGAUGUUUUUUAUGUAGUGUUUAUGUACUUUCUGAUCCCUUUGAAUGUCUUUAUUUUCUAACGUUUAAAGUGUCUUUUCCCUGACCUCUAACCUGGGCUCAUUCUUCUUCUCUCUCCAGAUGUAACGGCCGUGCUUCUCUCUGAUAUCUUCGUCUUCCUGCAGGAGAAAGACCAGAAAUACGUCUUCGCCUCUCUGGUAGGUGAUUGGUUUAGACCAGAAAUAUGUAAUUAUGUCUUUGGCUCUUUCAUUGGCAAGAUUAGCAAACGUAGGCAUGACAUGCCAGCAACAAACGCUGACACUACAUAUCCAAGUGACCAAAUUCUGAAAGACAAGCAUUGUAAUUUUGAAUUCCGUAAAAUGAGUGUGGAAGUGGUGAAAAAAGUAUUGUUGUCUAUCAACAAUGACAAGCCACUGAGGUCUGACAACUUCGAUAUAAAAUUACUGAGGAUAAUAGCGGACGAUAUUGCCACUCCUAGUUGCCAUAUCUUCAAUUUAAGCCUACUAGAAAGUGUGUGCCCUCAGGCCUGGAGGGAAGCAAAAGUCAUUCUGCUACCUAAGAAUAGUAAAGCCCCCUUUACUGGCUCAAAUAGCCGACCAAUCAGCCUGUUACCAACCCUUAGUAAACUUUUGUUUGACCAGAUACAAUGCUAUUUUACAGUAAACAAAUUGACAACAGACAUUCAGCACGCUUAUAGGGAAGGACAUUCAACAAGCACUUACACAAAUGACUGAUGAUUGGCUGAGAUAAAUUGAUGAUUAAAAAUUUGUGGGGGCUGUUUUGUUAGACUUCAGUGCGGCUUUUGAUAUUAUCGAUCAUAGUCUGUUGCUGGAAAAACAUAUACAGUGGGGAGAACAAGUAUUUGAUACACUGCCGAUUUUUGCAGGUUUUCCUACUUACAAAGCAUGUAGAGGUCUGUAAUUUUUUAUCAUAGAUACACUUCAACUGUGAGAGACGGAAUCUAAAACAAAAAUCCAGAAAAUCACAUUGUAUGAUUUUUUAUUAAUUAAUUUGCACUUUAUAGCAUGACAUAGCAUGACAUAAGUAUUUAAGAAUUCCGGCCCUCACAGACCUGUUAGUUUUUCUUUAAGAAGCCCUCCUGUUCUCCACUCAUUACCUGGAUUAACUGCACCGGUUUGAACUCUACAGCCUUUACGUCAGUAGCCCUGCCCCUGGUAAACAGGGGAUCGUGGAGAUGAGACAGGAGAAGAGAAGAGAGAGAGAGAGAGAGAGAGGCAGAGGGAGAGAGAAGAAAGAAGAAGAGACGAUGAGAGAGAGAGAGAGCAGAGAGAGAGAGAGAGAGAGAGAGGAGAGGAGAGAGCGAGAGAGAGAGAGAGAGAGAGAGGAGAGAGGAGAGAGAAGAGAGAGAGAGAGAGAGAGCAGAAAGAGAAGAGAGAAGAGAGAAAGAGAGGAGAGAGAGAGAGAAGAGAUAAAGAGAGAGAGCGAGAGAGAGAGAGAGAGAGAGAGGAGAGAGAGAGAGAGAGAGAGAGGAGAGGAAGAAGAGCGAGGAGAGCGAGGAGAGAGAGAGAGAGCGAGAGAGAGAGAGAGAGAGAGAGGAGAGAGCAGAAGAGAGAGAGAGAAAAGGACGGAGAAAAGAGCAAGAGAAGAGACAAGAGAGAGAGAGCAAGAGAAACGAGAAAAGAGGGAGAGAGAGAAAAGAGAAAGGCAAAAACAGAGACGAGAAGAGAGAAGAGAGAGAAAAGAGAGAAAAGAAGAGGAAGAGAGAAGAGAAGAGAGAAGAAAGAGAGAAGGGGAGAUGAGAGAGAGAUAGAGAGAGAGAGAGAGCAAGAGAGAGAGAGAGAGAGAAGAAGAGAGAGAGAGAGGAAAGAGAAGAGCGAGAGCGGAGAGGAGAGAGAUAGAGAGCGAAGAUGAGUCGAGAGAGAGGAAAAGAGAGAAAAAAGAGAGAAGAGAAGAGAAAAGAGAAAGAGAAGAGAGGAGAGAAAAGAGAGAAAGAGAGAGAGAGAGAGAAAGAGAGAGAGAGAGAGAAAAAAGAGAGAGAAAGAGAGAAAAGAAGAAAAGAGCUCUUAGAGUCAAAAGAGAAUCCAUCUCUCUCCCCUUCCAAUAAGUCCGCUCUCCUACCUCACUCUCCCGUCUCUUCCUACCUUUGCCCCAUCCUUUUAUCUCCCUCCCUCUCUUCCAUCCCCUCCUCUGUAGGACCAGCGCUCCACGGUCCUCUCCCUCCAGAAGCUGAUCGUUAGAGAGAUGGCUAACGAGGAGAGGGGUCUCUUCCUGAUAACAGCAGGGAUGGAGAAACCAGAGAUGGUGGAAGUACACACUGCAACCAAGGAGGAACGCAACACCUGGAUGCAACUCAUACAGGAUGCCAUGCACUCCAUGUAAGUCUGAACCCUGAACCAUGGACCAAGAGAGAGAGAGAGAGAGAGAGAGAGAGAGACAGGGGAGAGAGAGAGAGAGAGACAGAGGGGAGCGAGAGAGAGGGGGGAGCGAGAGAGAGAGAGAGAGAAUAAGCUACUUUUCUGUACCUGAGGAUGGAGGAAUGUACAGGAUGUUGUAAUGCUCUAUCUGAGUAUUGACUGUUCUCUCUAUGGCUUCAUCACCUCAUGGGCAGGCUGGCACUGUACGCUACUCUACCCUCUGCUUUCUCAGUAGUAGAGAGAAGACUCUAGAAGACUCUAGAAGACUCUAGAAGACUCUAGAAAACUCUAGAAGACUCUAGAAGACUAGCGCUGUAAACAGAAGGCUUUUAUAAUAAUAAUAAUAAUAUGCCAUUUAGCAGACGCUUUUAUCCAAAGCGACUUACAGUCAUGUGCGCAUACAUUUUUACGUAUGGGUGGUCCCGGGGAUCGAACCCACUACCCUGGCGUUACAAGCGCCGUGCUCUACCAGCUGAGCUCUAGGAUGCUAAGAGAAUAUGUGAAUGUGUGGCUGGAAAUGGGAGUGGUAAUCAUGACUCUGGUUUGUACUAAUGAUGUUGCUUUACAGAGAGAAAUAUGAGGAUGAGGGGAUCCCCAGCGAGACAGAGGAGGACAAGAGACUGCUGGAGACCAAAGCUAAGGAGAUGAGAGGUGAGGAGACUCCUUGGAGUGUGUUUCAUAUCAAAUGUUAUUUGUCACAUGCUUCGUAGACAACAGGUGUAGACUGACAGUGAAAAUCUUACUUAUGGGUCCUUCCUAACAACGCAGAGAGAAAAAUAUAAAUAAUUGAAAAAUAAGAACACAAGGAAUAAAUACACAAUGAGUAACGAUAACUUGGCUAUAGACACUGGGUACCAGUACUGAGUCAAUGAUAACAUGGUUAUAUACACAGGGUACCAGUACUGAGUCAAUGAUAACAUGGUUAUAUACAGGGGGUACCAGUACUGAGUCAAUGAUAACAUGGCUAUAUACACUGGGUACCAGUACUGAGUCAAUUGAUAACAUGGUUAUAUACACUGGGGUACCAGUACUGAGUCAAUGAUAACAUGGCUAUAUACACUGGGGUACCAGUACUGAGUCAAUGAUAACUGCUAUAUACACUGGGUACCAGUACUGGUCAAUGAUAACAGGGUUAUAUACCAUGGGUACCAGUGACUGAGUCAAUGAUAACAGGUUAAUACACUGGGGUACCAGUACUGAGUAUCAAUGAUAACAUGGCUAUAUACACUGGGUACCAGUACUGAGUCAAUGAUAACAUGGUUAUUAUACAAUGGGUACCAGUACUGAGUCAAUGAUAACAUGGCUUUAUACAGGGGGUACCAGUACUGAGUCAAUGAUAACAUGACUAUAUACACUGGGUACCAGUACUGAGUCAAUGAUAACAUGGUUAUAUACACUGGGUACCAGUACUGAGUCAAUGAUAACAUGACUAUAUACACUGGGUACCAGUACUGAGUCAAUGAUAACAUGGCUAUAUACACUGGGUACCAGUACAUCAACUGAAAGUUGACAAACUAUUAGAAUUUAAGCAACCAGGAAGUGGCGGAGCGAUUUCUGCAUAGUGCAUCACUAACCUGUUUAAAGGUCUUACUCACAUCGGCCUCGGAGCGAAAUCACACGGUCGUCCAGAACAGCUGCUGCUCUCAUACAUUGUUCAGUGUUGCUUGCCUCGAAGCGAGCAUAGAAGGAAUUUAGCUCGUCUGGUAUGAUUUUUUUUAAACACUUUUUUUAAGGUGUUUUUUUCUUGUUCUUUUUAUGAUCUUUUUUAAUAUUAACCCAUCCACCCUCUUCAGAGGACACAUAUGUUUUUUUGUUUUUACAGCUUUUCUGCUACAUAUACAGUACCAGUCAAAAGUCUGGACACACCUACUCAUUCAAGGGUUUUUCUUUAUUUUUUCAAUUUGUUACAAUGUAAAAUAAUAGUGAAGACAUCAAAACUAUGAAAUAACAGAUAUGGAACAGUAACAAUACCUCAUCUCCCCUCCAGAGAUGCUGAGGAGGAAGGAUGAGCAGAUCGUGUGUCUGCUGGAGGAGAAGAUAGCAGUGUUUAGGGAGAUGUGUGAGGUUGGGAGCCCUGUAACCCACCCAGGAACAGGAACAGGAACAGGCCCAGCAGAGGAGCAGGGACAGGGCCCCAGCCGGGUCACCAGGACCAAGGUGCUGUUCAGGGCUGGGAGAGGAGCGGGCUCUGAGGACGUACCUAAAGGAGAACCCAUCAUAAAGGAUGCACUACAGGAAGGUUAGUAGACAGCCUCUCACCAUAAAUGUAACAAUACCCCAUCUAAUGGGAACCAGGGGUGGAAGCCAGACUGUGGACAUGGUGUAUUAAAUAAUAAUAAUAAAUAAUAUGCCAUUUAGCAGACGCUUUUAUCUAAAGCGACUUACAGUCAUGUGUGCAUACAUUUUUUGUGUAUGGGUGGUCCAGGGGAUCGAACCCACUACCCUGGCGUUACAAGCGCCAUGCUCUACCAAUUGAGCUACAGAGGACCACCAAUGCCACUUUAACUUUCACUGUGUUCUGAAUCUAUCAGAUGUUCUCCUCUGAUGUCUGCCUAUACAAAGGGCGUACUGGGAAGGUUGAUUGCAAUGAGUGUUUGUGUUUUGUGAUUUAGAUUAGAAUAUAUUGGUGCAAACAUUAAAACACUGUUUAUCCUUGUAACGUUAAUAUUUCUUAAGUUUGUUGUAUCGGUCAAAGAAAGAGUAAUGAAUAUUAUAUUAAUAUUAUUAUAUUAUUAUUAUAAUUUGGUUAGUGAAAUUCUGUAUGCACCCACCCACCGCAUAUUCUCUCUCUCCUCUCCUCCUCCUAUUUCGGGUCUCUCUCUCUCCCCCUCUCUAUCUAUAGCUCUCUCUACACACUCAUAUUGGUAUCUCCCUUGCUAUUGGGUUUAUCUCUCUACGAUAGCAACAUCAUCCAUAUCUGUGUGCUAUUUUCCUAUCUCUCUUUCUCUCUAUGACUCACCACUACCACUGGCAAAAGCAAGGAGAAGCCACAAUAAAAAGGCCGGAGAAAACCUCUAGAGGCUCUCACAAAAACCACAUUCACUCAACCUCUCCCACCACCCCCCCACUCAUCUCCUCCCCACCCACCCUCCUUCUAUAUCUCCCCCUCCCCUCUCUCUCUCUCUUUCUGUCUCCCCCCUCUCUCUAUCUUUCUCUCUCUCCCCCUCACCUCUCUCUCUCUCUCUCUCUCUCUCUCUCUCUGUGACAGUGGCGACGUUGCAGGCUUUGGUGAACGGUAGUCUGGGAGGAGCCAUGGGGGGGCAGCAGGUGAUGUCUGUCCCAGAGACAGGAGGAGGAGGAGGAGGAGGAGGAGUGGUGGGGCCGUGCCCCGUGUGUCUGCCUCGCAGGGCCGAGACCUUCGGAGGCUUUGACUCUCACCAGAUACACAUCUCUAAGAGUAAGACACCUCCCUGUCAUUACCAAGGGUUGAGAAGCCCUAUCAUGUCAGUAAUGGAGUUUAAGAUUAAAGAUGGAUCCCUUUAACUAAGAGCUUCCAUUCGAUCAGUUUGACCUCAUUCUCAAGCCUUGAUAUUUUGUGUCACUGGUGUAAACGCUGUGCUACAGGUCUUCUAUAUAUCUGUGCUGAUGAGUGUCUUGUGUUUUAUAGAUGGGGACAAAGAGGAGGGAGAGGUCACAGCAGACCUUCGCAGGACAGAGUCAGACGGUGUACUAAAGAAGGUUACCCACAAUACACCAAGCCAUAGCUAACAGGAAACCAGCUUGUGGUUCUCAAUACACCAAGCCAUAGCUAACAGGAAACCAGCUUGUGGUUCUCAAUACACCAAGCCAUAGCUGACAGGAUACCAGCUUGUGGUUCACAAUACACCAAGCCAUAGCUAACAGGAAACCAGCUUGUGGUUCUCAAUACACCAAGCCAUAGCUAACAGGAAACCAGCUUGUGGUUCUCAAUACACCAAGCCAUAGCUAACAGGAUACCAGCUUGUGGUUCUCAAUACACCAAGCCAUAGCUAACAGGAAACCAGCUUGUGGUCCACAAUACACCAAGCCAUAGCUAACAGGAAACCAGCUUGUGGUUCUCAAUACACCAAGCCAUAGCUAACAGGAAACCAGCUUGUGGUCCACAAUACACCAAGCCAUAGCUAACAGGAAACCAGCUUGUGGUUCACAAUACACCAAGCCAUAGCUAACAGGAAACCAGCUUGUGGUUCUCAAUACACCAAGCCAUAGCUAACAGGAAACCAGCUUGUGGUUCUCAAUACACCAAGCCAUAGCUAACAGGAAACCAGCUUGUGGUUCUCAAUACACCAAGCCAUAGCUAACAGGAAACCAGCUUGUGGUUCUCAAUACACCAAGCCAUAGCUAACAGGAAACCAGCUUGUGGUUCUCAAUACACCAAGCCAUAGCUAACAGGAAACCAGCUUGUGGUUCUCAAUACACCAAGCCAUAGCUAACAGGAAACCAGCUUGUGGUUCACAAUACACCAAGCCAUAGCUAACAGGAAACCAGCUUGUGGUUCUCAAUACACCAAGCCAUAGCUAACAGGAAACCAGCUUGUGGUUCUCAAUACACCAAGCCAUAGCUAACAGGAUACCAGCUUGUGGUUCUCAAUACACCAAGCCAUAGCUGACAGGAUACCAGCUUGUGGUUCUCAAUACACCAAGCCAUAGCUAACAGGAUACCAGCUUGUGGUUCACAAUACACCAAGCCAUAGCUAACAGGAAACCAGCUUGUGGUUCUCAAUACACCAAGCCAUAGCUAACAGGAAACCAGCUUGUGGUUCUCAAUACACCAAGCCAUAGCUAACAGGAAACCAGCUUGUGGUUCUCAAUACACCAAGCCAUAGCUAACAGGAAACCAGCUUGUGGUUCUCAAUACACCAAGCCAUAGCUAACAGGAAACCAGCUUGUGGUUCUCAAUACACCAAGCCAUAGCUAACAGGAAACCAGCUUGUGGUUCUCAAUACACCAAGCCAUAGCUAACAGGAAACCAGCUUGUGGUUCACAAUACACCAAGCCAUAGCUAACAGGAAACCAGCUUGUGGUUCUCAAUACACCAAGCCAUAGCUAACAGGAAACCAGCUUGUGGUUCUCAAUACACCAAGCCAUAGCUAACAGGAUACCAGCUUGUGGUUCUCAAUACACCAAGCCAUAGCUGACAGGAUACCAGCUUGUGGUUCUCAAUACACCAAGCCAUAGCUAACAGGAUACCAGCUUGUGGUUCACAAUACACCAAGCCAUAGCUAACAGGAAACCAGCUUGUGGUUCUCAAUACACCAAGCCAUAACUAACAGGAAACCAGCUUGUGGUUCUCAAUACACCAAGCCAUAGCUAACAGGAAACCAGCUUGUGGUUCUCAAUACACCAAGCCAUAGCUAACAGGAAACCAGCUUGUGGUUCUCAAUACACCAAGCCAUAGCUAACAGGAAACCAGCUACACUUUUAGAAAAAGGUUUUCCGAAAGGGUUCUUCAGUUGUCCCCAUAGGGAGAACCCUUUUUGGUUCCAAUUAGAACCCUCUGUGAAAAGGGUUCUACAUGGAACCCAAACAGGUUCUACAGUAGGUAUCCUGUGUGUGUGUGUGUGUGUUUGUGUGUGUGUGUGUGUGUGUGUGUGUGUGUGUGUGUGUGUGCGUGCGUUGCGUGUUUGCGUGUGUGUGUGUGGUGUGUGUGUGUGUGUGUGUGUGUGUGUGUGUGUGUGUGUGUGUGUGUGUGUGUGUGUGUGGUUGGUUAUGUUGAGGCUCUGAGGCCAUGUGUAUGACCAGGAAGGGGUUGUGUCCUUACAGUUCCGUACAUAGAACUCAUUACAUCAUUACAUCAUUAAAGUAUUUUACAUGAACAUAGUCAUUAGGAUGCAUUUAGCUGUCUCUGCUAUGAAUUAGCCGAGGGACUCUUCCUGCCAAGCCCAUAUCUAAUACAGAACCCUUAAUAACACAGGACAUUGGCUGUGUAAUAAUGUCCCUAAUAUGAUGAUUACUGUGGUGUCUUCCCAGCCAAUGGGGAUAGCUCCAACACACACACACACACACACACACACACACACACACACACACACACACCCACAGCCCUGUCCUGUCCUGUCCUGUCCUGUGGUCAGUAAUGCUGGAGCUUUGUGUUGUUCUCAGGGGGGGAAUGCUAACCUGCUGCUGUUCCUGAAGAGAAGCAGAGAGGUAAGAAAGAGAUCUGACCAGAACACCACAUAAAUAUACACCCCAGGACCCCAGGACCCAGGACUCAGGACCCAGGACCCAGACCCCAGGACCCAGGACCCCAGGACCCCAGACCCCAGACCCCAGGACCCCAGACCCCAGGACCCAGACCCCAGACCCAGACCCUAGCCCCCAGGACCCAGACCCCAGGACCCAGACCCCAGGACCCAGACCCCAGGACCCAGCCCCUAGCCCCCAGGACCCAGGACCCAGGACCCAGGACCCCAGGACCCAGACCCCAGGACCCAGCCCCUAGCCCCCAGGACCCAGACCCCAGGACCCCAGGACCCAGACCCCAGGACCCCAGGACCCCAGACCCAGGACCCAGGACCCCAGGACCCAGACCCAAGACCCCAGGACCCAGGACCCAGACCCCAGACCCCAGGACCAGACCCAGGACCCAGACCCCAGGACCCAGACCCCAGGACCCCAGGACCCCAGGACCCAGGACCCCAGGACCCAGGACCCCAGGACCCAGGACCCAGACCCCAGGACCCAGGACCCAGACCCCAGGACCCAGGACCCCAGACCCCAGGGACCCAGACCCCAGACCCCAGGACCAGACCCAGACCCCAGGACCCAGGACCCAGUCCCCAGGACCCUAGGACCCAGGACCAGACCCAGACCCCAGGACCCAGACCCCAGGACCCAGGACCCAGACCCCAGGACCCAGACCCAGACCCCAGGACCAGACCCAGACCCCAGGACCCAGUCCCCAGGACCCCAGGACCCAGGACCAGACCCAGACCCCAGGACCAGACCCCAGGAACCCAGGACCCAGACCCAGGACCCAGACCCCAGAACCCCAGGACCAGACCCAGACCCCAGGACCCAGACCCCAGGACCCAGGACCCAGACCCCAGGACCCAGGACCCAGACCCCAGACCCCAGGACCCCAGGACCCAGACCCAGGACCCAGGACCCAGACCCCAGGACCCAGACCCCAGACCCCAGGACCAGACCCAGACCCCAGGACCCAGAACCAGACCCAGGACCCAGGGACCCAGGACCCCAGACCCCAGGACCAGGACCCAGGACCCAACCCAGGACCCAGGACCCAGACCCCAGGACCCAGACCCCAGACCCCAGGACCAGACCCAGACCCCAGGACCCAGACCCCAGGACCCCAGACCCCAGACCCCAGGACCCAGACCCCAGACCCCAGGACCAGACCCAGACCCCAGACCCCAGGACCCCAUGACCCAGACCCCAGACCCCAGACCCCAGGCCCCAGACCCCAGGACCCAGACCCCAGGACCCCAUGACCCAGACCCCAGGACCCCAGACCCCAGGACCCAGACCCCAGGACCCCAGGACCCAGGACCCAGACCCCAGGACCCAGACCCCAGGACCCAGACCCCAGACCCCAGGACCCAGACCCCAGACCCUAGACCCCAGACCCCAGGACCCAGGACCCAGACCCAGACCCCAGGACCCAGGCCCCAGACCCCAGACCCAGCACAUAAAUGUAUAGCACUGUAGUACAAUAGGCCAGACCCAGCAGCUAACAACUGGACUGCAUUUUGGUCUCAAUAAAUUUCUAAUGAUUUAUUUUCACUGUAAACAUACCAUAUUGUAUAUAAUGAAGUAAGAGUAUUCCUUUCUGUUGGCCAAUGUGUGUUGUCUUCUAGCAGGUCCUCCACAGUGUGAGCCACCUCUAUGACCUGCUCAGCUCCCUGCAGGUCAGUGUGCUCCCCUGUACUCUCUCCUGGUGUCUUGGGACUAGCUGUAUUGGACUUAACCAGAAUAAUCUGCCUGACUGUCAGUCUCUGUGGUAUAUCUGUCUCUGUGGUAUAUCUGUCUCUGUGGUAUAUCUAUCUCUGUGGUAUAUCUGUCUCUGUGGUAUAUCAGUCUCUGUGGUAUAUCUGUCUCUGUGGUAUAUCUGUCUCUGGUAUAUCUGUCUCUGUGGUAUAUCUGUCUCUGGUAUAUCUGUCUCUGUGGUAUAUCAGUCUCUGUGGUAUAUCUGUCUCUGUGGUAUAUCAGUCUCUGUGGUAUAUCUGUCUCUGUGGUAUAUCUGUCUCUGUGUCCCUGCAGGCAGUGGUAGUCCAGCAGGACAGCUUAAUUGAGGAUCAGCGCCAGGCUCUCACCAACCGCUCCGAACGCCUCCCCUCCUUCUCCUCCUCCUCCUCCUCCUCCUCCCGUCCCUCCUCCCGCCCCAACUCCCUGAUCGAGCAGGAGAAACAGCGCAGCCUGGAGAAACACAGACAGGAGAUGGCCACGCUGCAGCGCCAGCAGGCCGCACACGACCAGGAGAAGAGGAGCAGGGAGAGGGAGUGGGAGGUGCAGGAGCAGCAGCUGACAGACAGGGAGGUGCGGCUCCUGGUGCAGGAAGAGGAGACGGGGAAGAGGAGCAGGGAGCUGGAUACAGAGAGGAUGGAGCUACAGGGGAAGAAGGAGGACUAUCAGAUAGAUCUAGAGAGACUGAGAGACGCUCAGAGGAAACUGGACCGAGACACAGAACAGAUCCACAGAGAAAUGGAGAGGGGGAGAAACACAGGAGACGGCCGGAGGGAAGAGGGCGAGCGAGACGAGAAGAGAGAGCAGAGCGAGACGAGAAGAGAGAGCAGAGCGAGACGAGAAGAGAGAGCAGGCGAGACGAAGAGAGAGCAGAGCGAGACGAGAAGAGAGAGCAGAGCGAGACGAGAAGAGAGAGCAGAGCGAGACGAGAAGAGAGAGCAGAGCGAGACGAGAAGAGAGAGCAGAGCGAGACGAGACGAGAGAGCAGAGCGAGACGAGAAGAGAGAGCAGAGCGAGACGAGAAGAGAGAGCAGAGCGAGACGAGAAGAGAGAGCAGAGCGAGACGAGAAGAGAGAGCAGAGCGAGACGAGAAGAGAGAGCAGAGCGAGACGAGAAGAGAGAGCAGAGCGAGACGAGAAGAGAGGCAGAGCGAGACGAGAAGAGAGAGCAGAGCGAGACGAGAAGAGAGAGCAGAGCGAGACGAGAAGAGACAGCAGAGCGAACGAGAAGAGAGAGCAGAGCGAGACGAGAAGAGAGAGCAGAGGAGAGGAAAGAGAGAGCAGACGAGAGAGAGAGCAGAGCGAGACGAGAAGAGAGAGCAGAGCGAGACGAGAAGAGAGAGCAGAGCGAGACGAGAAGAGGAGAGCAGAGCGAGACGAGAAGAGGAGAGCAGAGCGAGACGAGAAGAGAGAGCAGAGGGAGGCAGAGACAGAGAGAGGAGAGAAGAGAGAGCAGAGAGACGAGAAAGAAGAGACGAGACAGAAGAGAGAGCAGAGCGAGACGAGAAGAGAGAGCAGAGCGAGACGAGAAGAGAGAGCAGAGCGAGACGAGAGAAGCAGACAGACGGAAGAGAGCAGAGCGAGACGAAGAGAGAGCAGAGCGAGACGACGAAGAGAGAGCAGAGCGAGACGAGAGAGAGAGAGCAGAGCGAGACGAGAAGAGAGAGCAGAGCGAGACGAGAAGAGAGAGACAGAGGACGAGAGAGAGGAGCAGAGCGAGACGAGAAGAGAAGAGACGAGAGAGAGAGCAGAGCGAGACGAGAGAGAGAGAGCGAGACGAGAAGGAGCGAGACGAGAAGAGAGAGCAGAGCGAGACGAGAAGAGAGAGCAGAGCGAGACGAGAAGAGAGAGCAGAGCGAGACGAAGAAGAGAGCAGAGAGAGAGAGAAGGAGAGAAGAGGCAGAGCAGAGAGAGAGAAGAAGCGAGAAGAGAACAGAGACGAGAAAGAGAGAGAGAAUAGAGCAUACUAGAAGAGAGGAGCAUAAGAGAUAGAGAAGAGAGCGAGAAGCGAGAGACGAGUACAGAAGAGAGAGCAGAGAGAACGAGAAUAAGAGAAGCGAUAGAUAAUAAUAGAGAUCUAACAUAAAGAUAGCAUAGAUACUAGAUAUAAUAUAUAAUAUCGAUAAUAUAUUCAUAUACUAUAGUAUAUAUAUCAUAUCUAUACUAUAAUAUAUAUCAUAUCUGUACUAUAAUAUCUAUACUAUACUAUCUACUAUAAUAGCUCUGUCGUAGCCGGCCGUGACCGGGAGACCCAUGGGGCGGCGCACAAUUGGCCCAGCGUCGUCCAGGGUAGGGGAGGGAAUGGCCGGCGGGGAUGUAGCUCAGUUGGUAGAGCAUGGCGUUUGCAACGGCAGGAUUGUGGGUUCGAUUACCACGGGGGGCCAGUAUGAAAAAAUUAAAACAAUUACAAAUAAUGUAUGUACUCACUAACUGUAAGUCGCUCUGGAUAAGAGCGUCUGCUAAAUGACAAAAAUUUAAAAUAUAAUAUCUACAGUGGGGGAAAAAAGUAUUUAGUCAGCCACCAAUUGUGCAAGUUCUCCCACUUAAAAAGAUGAGAGAGGCCUGUAAUUUUCAUCAUAGGUACCCGUCAACUAUGACAGACAAAUUGAGAAUUAUUUUUCCAGAAAAUCACAUUGUAGGAUUUUUAAUGAAUUUAUUUGCAAAUGAUGGUGGAAAAUAAGUAUUUGGUCACCUACAAACAAGCAAUAUUUCUGGCUCUCACAGACCUGUAACUUCUUCUUUAAGAGGCUCCUCUGUCCUCCACUCGUUACCUGUAUUAAUGGCACCUGUUUGAACUUGUUAUCAGUAUAAAAGACACCUGUCCACAACCUCAAACAGUCACACUCCAAACUCCACUAUGGCCAAGACCAAAGAGCUGUCAAAGGACACCAGAAACAAAAUUGUAGACCUGCACCAGGCUGGGAAGACUGAAUCAGCAAUAGGUAAGCAGCUUGGUUUGAAGAAAUCAACUGUGGGAGCAAUUAUUAGGAAAUGGAAGACAUACAAGACCACUGAUAAUCUCCCUCGAUCUGGGGCUCCACGCAAGAUCUCACCCCGUGGGGUCAAAAUGAUCACAAGAACGGUGAGCAAAAAUCCCAGAACCACACGGGGGGACCUAGUGAAUGACCUGCAGAGAGCUGGGACCAAAGUAACAAAGCCUACCAUCAGUAACACACUACGCCGCCAGGGACUCAAAUCCUGCAGUGCCAGAUGUGUCCCCCUGCUUAAGCCAGUACAUGUCCAGGCCCGUCUGAAGUUUGCUAGAGUGCAUUUGGAUGAUCCAGAAGAGGAUUGGGAGAAUGUCAUAUGGUCAGAUGAAACCAAAAUAGAACUUUUUGGUAAAAACUCAACUCGUCGUGUUUGGAGGACAAAGAAUGCUGAGUUGCAUCCAAAGAACACCAUACCUACUGUGAAGCAUGGGGGUGGAAACAUCAUGCUUUGGGGCUGUUUUUCUGCAAAGGGACCAGGACGACUGAUCUGUGUAAAGGAAAGAAUGAAUGGGGCCAUGUAUCGUGAGAUUUUGAGUGAAAACCUCCUUCCAUCAGCAAGGGCAUUGAAGAUGAAACGUGGCUGGGUCUUUCAGCAUGACAAUGAUCCCAAACAACACCGCCCGGGCAACGAAGGAGUGGCUUCGUAAGAAGCAUUUCAAGGUCCUGGAGUGGCCUAGCCAGUCUCCAGAUCUCAACCCCAUAGAAAAUCUUUGGAGGGAGUUGAAAGUCCGUGUUGCCCAGUGACAGCCCCAAAACAUCACUGCUCUAGAGGAGAUCUGCAUGGAGGAAUGGGCCAAAAUACCAGCAACAGUGUGUGAAAACCUUGUGAAGACUUACAGAAAACGUUUGACCUGUGUCAUUGCCAACAAAUGGUAUAUAACAAAGUAUUGAGAAACUUUUGUUAUUGACCAAAUACUUAUUUUCCACCAUAAUUUGCAAAUAAAUUCAUUAAAAAUCCUACAAUGUGAUUUUCUGGAAAAGAAAUUAUCAUUUUGUCUGUCAUAGUUGACGUGUACCUAUGAUGAAAAUUACAGGCCUCUCUCAUCUUUUUAAGUGGGAGAACUUGCACAAUUGGUGGCUGACUAAAUACUUUUUUCCCCCACUGUAUACUAUACAGUGCAUUCGGAAAGUAUUCAGACCCCUUAACUUUUUCCACAUUUUGUUACUUUACAGACUUAUUCUAAAAUUGAUUAAAUUGUUUUUUUCUCUCAUCAAUACCCCAUAAUGACAAAACAUAAGUAUUCAGACCCUUUACUCAGUACUUUGUUGAAGCACCUUUGGCAGCGAUUACAGCCUCGAGUCGUCUUGGGUGUGACGCUACAAGCUUGGCACAUCUGUAUUUGGGGAGUUUCUCCCAUUCUUCUCUGCAGAUCCUCUCAAGCUCUGUCAGGUUGGAUGGGGAGCGUCGCUGCACAGCUAUUUUCAGGUCUCUCCAGAGAUGUUAGAUCGGGUUCAAGUCCGGGCUCUGGCUGGGCCACUCAAAGACAUUCAGAGACUUGUCCCGAAGCCUCUCCUGCUUUGUCUUGGCUGUGUGCUUAGGGUCGUUGUCCUGUUGGAAGGGGAAUCUUCGCCCCCAGUCUGAGGUCCUGAGCGCUCUGGAGCAGGUUUUCAUCAAGGAUCUCUCUGUACUUUGCUCUGUUCAUCUUUCCCUCGGUCCUGACUAGUCAGGUUUCCUCCAGAGCGUGAUGCUACCACCAUCAUGCUUCACCAUAGGGAUGGUGCCAAGAGGUUUCCUCUAGAAGUGACGCUUGGCAUUCAGACCAAAGAGUUCAAUCUUGGUUUCAUCAGACUAGAGAAUCUUGUUUCUCAUGGUCUGAGAGUCUUUAGGUGCCUUUUGGCAAACUCCAAGCGGGCUGUCAUGUGCCUUUUCCUGAGGAGUGUCUUCUGUCUGGCCACUCUACCAUAAAGGCCUGAUUGGUGGAGUGCUGCAGAGAUGGUUGUCCUUCUGGAAAGGUUCUCUCAUCUCCACAGAGGAACUCUGGUGCUCUGUCAGAGUGACCAUCGGAUUCUUGGUCACCUCCCUGACCAAGGCCCUUCUCUACCGAUGGAGGCCACUAUGUUCUUGGGGAUCUUCAAUGCUGCAGACAUUUUUUGGUACCCUUCCCCAGAUCUGUGGGGAGAACGGCUCAUAAAAAAUUGUCGGAACGGAGCUAAUGGAAUGGCAUCACACAUCUGGAAACAAAGUGUUUGAUGUAUUUGAUACCAUUCCACUAAUUCCACUCCAGUCAUUACCAUGAACCCGUCCUCCCCAGUUAAGGUGCCACCAACCUCCUGCGAUAUCCAUACCGUUGUCAAAGCUAAAAUACCCCCUCUGCAAGAUUAACGACUCAACUUGACCCUGCCUACCCAAUGGCAGUUCAGUUAUCCCUUGUCCUUAACCCCUACAGAUCUGAUAGAUGCCGCUCUGCCUUGUCUACAGCUAGGUCCUGGUCCUCAGGACUCAACAGGAAGGGCCUUACAGUCUAGUGGGCUGAGCCUAGUGCUUAUGCUGCCUCGCCCCGCCCCCAGCCUAGUGCUUAUGCUGCCUCGCCCCGCCCCCAGCCUAGUGCUUAUGCUGCCUCGCCCCGCCCCCUUCUAUAAACCUGCCGCUUCCCCGGAUCGUCCAGAACUUCCACUGUAGAGCACUAUGACGGGGUGCCUUCUAUAAACUGGGUUGGCUUGGCCCAGAAUCACCCCUCUUCCAACUCCUACCAAUGCACUCAGUACCUAUAGUCGGGUCUCAGGUUCCUUUUACGCUGACUGAGUCCAUCAGGAAGUGUAUAGGAGAUGUUGUACCCACUGUGACUAUUAAAACCUACCCAAACCAGAAACCGUGGAUAGAUGGCAGCCUAGGCACACAAAACUGAAACCACCGCAUUUAACCAUGGCAAGGUGACUGGGAAUAUGGCCGAAUACAAGCAUUUAACCAUGGCAAGGUGACUGGGAAUAUGGCCGAAUACAAGCAUUUAACCACGGCAAGGUGACUGGGAAUAUGGCCGAAUACAAGCAUUUAACCAUGGCAAGGUGACUGGGAAUAUGGCCGAAUACAAGCAUUUAACCAUGGCAAGGUGACUGGGAAUAUGGCCGAAUACAAGCAUUUAACCAUGGCAAGGUGACUGGGAAUAUGGCCGAAUACAAGCAUUUAACCAUGGCAAGGUGACUGGGAAUAUGGCCGAAUACAAGCAUUUAACCAUGGCAAGGUGACUGGGAAUAUGGCCGAAUACAAGCAUUUAACCACGGCAAGGUGACUGGGAAUAUGGCCGAAUACAAGCAUUUAACCACGGCAAGGUGACUGGGAAUAUGGCCGAAUACAAGCAUUUAACCACGGCAAGGUGACUGGGAAUAUGGCCGAAUACAAGCAUUUAACCAUGGCAAGGUGACUGGGAAUAUGGCCGAAUACAAGCAUUUAACCAUGGCAAGGUGACUGGGAAUAUGGCCGAAUACAAGCAUUUAACCACGGCAAGGUGACUGGGAAUAUGGCCGAAUACAAGCAUUUAACCAUGGCAAGGUGACUGGGAAUAUGGCCGAAUACAAGCAUUUAACCAUGGCAAGGUGACUGGGAAUAUGGCCGAAUACAAGCAUUUAACCAUGGCAAGGUGACUGGGAAUAUGGCCGAAUACAAGCAUUUAACCAUGGCAAGGUGACUGGGAAUAUGGCCGAAUACAAGCAUUUAACCAUGGCAAGGUGACUGGGAAUAUGGCCGAAUACAAGCAUUUAACCACGGCAAGGUGACUGGGAAUAUGGCCGAAUACAAGCAUUUAACCAUGGCAAGGUGACUGGGAAUAUGGCCGAAUACAAGCAUUUAACCACGGCAAGGUGACUGGGAAUAUGGCCGAAUACAAGCAUUUAACCAUGGCAAGGUGACUGGGAAUAUGGCCGAAUACAAACUGGCAGGACUCUGAUGACACAGGGUUUCAGAACAACAAAGCAGGACUCUGAUGACACAGGGUUUCAGAACAACAAAGCAGGACUCUGAUGACACAGGGUUUCAGAACAACAAAGCAGGACUCUGGGUUAUUCUAGGUUAAACUAUCAUCAUUAUUACACAUUGACACGUCUUACUUAUUAGUCCAGUUACAUCUUAAACAUCCAACAUUUUAAACAUUUCAUCAUUAUGACAUUUCAUCAUUAUGACAUUUCAACAUUAUGACAUUUCAUCAUUUUAACAUUUCAUCAUUUGGUGGAUGUAUACUCUAUAUUCGUCCUGUAACAGAAGGGGGGCCAGUAUAAAAUAAUAUAUGCACUCACUAACUGUAAGUCGCUCUGGAUAAGAGCGUCUGCUAAAUGACUAAAAUCUAAAAUGUAAAAGAAAUGUGUGAACUGGAAAUGUGUUUCUUGCAUUUCCCAACUCCCCCUGAGACAUCUGCAGGGAGUGGGGUCACGGCCAGGGUCACCAUUGUCCAGGGAGUGGGGUCACGGCCAGGUAGUGGGGUCACGGCCAGGGAGUGGGGUCACGGCCAGGGAGUGGGGUCACGGCCAGGGAGUGGGGUCACGGCCAGGGAGUGGGGUCACGGCCAGGGAGUGGGGUCACGGCCAGGGAGUGGGGUCACGGCCAGGGAGUGGGGUCACGGCCAGGGAGUGGGGUCACGGCCAGGGAGUGGGAUCACGGCCAGGGUCAUUGUCCAGGGAGUGGGGUCACAGCCAGGGAGUGGGGUCACAGCCAGGGAGUGGGGUCACGGCCAGGGAGUGGGGUCACGGCCAGGGUCACCAUUGUCCAGGGAGUGGGGUCACGGCCAGGGAGUGGGGUCACGGCCAGGGAGUGGGGUCACGGCCAGGGAGUGGGGUCACAGCCAGGGAGUGGGGUCACAGCCAGGGAGUGGGGUCACGGCCAGGGAGUGGGGUCACGGCCAGGGUCACCAUUGUCCAGGGAGUGGGGUCACGGCCAGGGAGUGGGGUCACGGCCAGGGAGUGGGGUCACGGCCAGGGUCAUUGUCCAGGGAGUGGGGUCACGGCCAGGGAGUGGGGUCACGGCCAGGGAGUGGGGUCACGGCCAGGGAGUGGGGGUCACGGCCAGGGAGUGGGGUCACAGCCAGGGAGUGGGGUCACGGCCAGGGAGUGGGGUCACGGCCAGGGUCACCAUUGUCCAGGGAGUGGGGUCACGGCCAGGGAGUGGGGUCACGGCCAGGGAGUGGGGUCACGGCUAGGGAGUGGGGUCACGGUCAGGGUCACCAUUGUCCAGGGAGUGGGGUCAUGGCCAGGGAGUGGGGUCACGGCCAGGGAGUGGGGUCACGGCCAGGGAGUGGAGUCACGGCCAGGGAGUGGAGUCACGGUCAGGGUCACCAUUGUCCAGUACCCCUGGAGAGAUUGGUUAGGUGCGUUGCUCAAAGGAACAGUUACAGUCUUUCCACCUUGUCGGCUCCAGGAUUCAAACCAGUGACAUUUCGGUUACUGGCCCAAUGCACUAACCUCGAGGGUACCUGCCGCCCUGAUAUGAUACUAUAUUAUCUGAAUAGAACUACCUCUAGCUCUAACAUUACCCACCAUCAUUAUAAUGUUUAUAUAACGUAAUAUAAUACCAUAUCAUAUUUAUAACCCCUCCUCCUGUCUUCUCCAACAGAAAUGGAUACAGAGAACUCCCUCCUCCACCUCAGACGACUCCCCCCACUUCUCCUCCUCUAACUCCCUGGACAAAGACCCAGGAGACCCCACAGAGCUCUCCUCCUCCCUCAGGAAAGACUCCCUGACCUCGUCAAAAGGGCAGAGCCUAAACCCUUUCUCUGUGUCCCCGGCAAUAAAGGCCCCUAGAGGAGACAGGCAGGACCAGACACCUAACAGACUGCUGCAGCUGGCUAAAGGAAGCAACACAGACAAGAAGAAGGAGGAGGAAGAGGAGACACAGUCAGCAGGUAUAACUACAGUACAGUGUAGAGUCAGGGAGGACAGUCAGCAGUAUAACUACAGUGUAGAGACAGGAGACGGGGAGGACAGUCAGCAGGUAUAACUACAGUACAGGUAGAGUCAGGGAGGACGUCAGGAGACAGUCAGAGGAGUACAGUAGAGACAGGGAGGGAGAGGACAGUCAGCAGAAAUACAGUCAGUGUAGAGCAGGGAGACGUCUAGUACAGUGUGAGACAGGGAGGACAGUCAGGUAGUCAGACAGGUACAGAGAAGGACAGUCAGGGAGGACAGUCAGCAGGUAUAACACAGUACAGGUGUAGAGACAAGGGAGGACAGUCAGGGAGGACAGUCAGCAGGUAUAACUACAGUACAGUGUAGAGACAGGGAGGACGGUCAGCAGGUAUAACUACAGUACAGUGUUGAGACAGGGAGGACAGUCAGGGAGGACAGUCAGCAGGUAUAAAUACAGUACAGUGUAGAGUCAGGGAGGACAGUCAGGGAGGACAGUCAGCAGGUAUAACUACAGUACAGUGUAGAGACAGGGAGGACAGUCAGGGAGGACAGUCAGCAGGUAUAACUACAGUACAGUGUAGAGACAGGGAGGACAGUCAGCAGGUAUAACUAUAGUACAGUGUAGAGACAGGGAGGACAGUCAGGGAGGACAGUCAGCAGGUAUAACUACAGUACAGUGUUGAGACAGGGAGGACAGUCAGGGAGGACAGUCAGGGAGAACAGUCAGGGAGGACAGUCAGCAGGUAUAACUACAGUACAGUGUAGAGACAGGGAGGACAGUCAGGGAGGACAGUCAGCAGGUAUAACUACAGUACAGUGUAGAGACAGGGAGGACAGUCAGGGAGGACAGUCAGCAGGUAUAACUACAGUACAGUGUAGAGACAGGGAGGACAGUCAGGGAGGACAGUCAGCGGGUAUAACUACAGUACAGUGUAGAGACAGGGAGGACAGUCAGGGAGGACAGUCAGCAGGUAUAACUACAGUACAGUGUAGAGACAGGGAGGACAGUCAGGGAGGACAGUCAGCAGGUAUAACUACAGUACAGUGUAGAGACAGGGAGGACAGUCAGGGAGGACAGUCAGCGGGUAUAACUACAGUACAGUGUAGAGACAGGGAGGACAGUCAGGGAGGACAGUCAGCAGGUAUAACUACAGGACAGUGUAGAGACAGGGAGGACAGUCAGGGAGGACAGUCAGCAGGUAUAACUACAGUACAGUGUAGAGACAGGGAGGACAGUCAGGGAGGACAGUCAGCAGGUAUAAACUACAGUACAGUGUAGAGACAGGGAGGACAGUCAGCGGGUAUAAAUACAGUACAGUGUAGAGACAGGGAGGACAGUCAGGGAGGACAGUCAGCAGGUAUAACUACAGUACAGUACAUAUAAAGCAUUAGAAUUGUUUUGAGAUCCCAAUCCAGUCCAGUUAUUGGCUGUUGGGUCUGUGGCCUGGGAAAUUCUACUACAGUAUAUGUAUGUGCUGGUGCUGGGAUAUGGGGGUUUCCAAAUGAAUGACAAAUAAAAAACUAAGUAGUCUUCAUUGUGUAUGUCUUCACACCCAGAGUUAGUACUUGGUGGAAUCACCUUGGGCAGACAUUUGAGUACGGUACUGCCAUCUGUGCGUUACUCUUUGGGCAACAUUUAUACAUUGUUUUUGUUAAAAUUGCUCAUAUCAUAUUCUGCCCCUGACAAAAAAACAUGUUUUUGUUUUGGGCAGCAAAAUGUGAAGACUGUGCAAGGGGUGUGUAGACUUUCACUAGGCACUGUAAAUAUGAAAGGGGUGUGAUUGUAAUCUGUUUCUCUAUUUGUCUCCAUAGAUACCCAGCACCUAGAUCCUCCUAUAGAUGGAGAGAUCUACUUCUGCUGAGGAGACUCCUCUUCAUCUCCUCCCCUCCUCCUCCUCCUCCUCGUCUCCCAGAUGGCAAUGCAACAUCCCUCUCACCAGCUGAA
This is a messenger RNA of Coregonus sp. 'balchen', 22165 nucleotides long. The record is from the annotation of a GenBank genome assembly. NCBI's taxonomy places the organism in Eukaryota, Metazoa, Chordata, Actinopteri, Salmoniformes, Salmonidae.